AUGGACCAAUUUGGUCGCCCAGUUUACAGUAGGUUAUGGAAUAGACGAAAAUCAGCUAUCUCUCCAGCAGGAGAAAAGAAAUCGAAGGUUCGAAAACCAUACAUACGGCAAGUCGCUGCUAGCAGGUCUUCCAAUGUUACCGUCAAUCCAACUCUAGCUGAUCCCGAUGCUUCUUCUGACGAAGAAGUAGCAGAAGAUCGUAUCCUUUCAAACUUGGACUCUUCAAAUAAAAAAUACACCAACUUAGACCUCUCAAACAAGAGUCCCAAGAAAGAACUAAAUAUGUAUCAAGGGAUAGAAAAGUCUAGAGAGCCCGUUGUGGAAAGUGAUAGAGAACCAACCCCAAUCGUCCUCAAGUUGCUCAACGAUACAGGUAACUACACAGCGAACAAAAAAGCACAAACGAAGGAAUCAGUUAUGCAGAAGUAUUCGUCCAAAAAGUUCUCCCCUCUUAUUGUUUCAUAUGAAGCACUGCGAAAUGCCAUCGAGCCACAUCUGGCUAUAGUUCCUGCAAUUCUAAACGGAUCCAAGCCAUCAUACUUUUAUUCAUUAGCAUAUGAAGUAUCCAAGUCAUCCAAAAACAGAGUUCUAACCAAAAAUGUCCUGGAAAACAUUGAUAUGACCAAAUUUGAAGUGGGAUAUCUUGGGAUGAAACGGGCGGGCAUCAUCUCUGACUUUAUUCGAUCCAAGUACCGAACACUUUUAUCUGAACUGGGAAAGUCAAACCCUGUUAUCCAGUUUUGGUCUGUCGACAUGUUCGUCACUUGCGCUUUAACACCAGAAGUUAUUAGCAGGUACAUUAAAGAAGAAAUGAAGCUUUCUGACCUAUCUGAUGCUUAUGACCUUAUGGAAUGGACCUCAGACUAUGGCAAAUACAUCAUGGACACCGAGCCUGUGGGCCACGCGUCUUGGGAUGAGAACACUGAUUGGACAGCCAGCUCCAACACUAAGGAGACUUCCUCCGGAAAUUCACCUCCUGAGCCUGAGUCAGACACUGAUAGCCUUCUCGAAACAGGAGCUGCUACCAACCUUCUGACAACUUAA
Molecule: messenger RNA, 1044 nt
Organism: Komagataella phaffii GS115
Lineage: Eukaryota; Fungi; Ascomycota; Pichiomycetes; Pichiales; Pichiaceae
Exons: 1
Coding region: 1-1044 (347 amino acids)
Source: RefSeq, a predicted model, not a curated record